AUGGAAAUAGAGCUUGACUCUACAUCGACAACAAUACACCAGGUAUCCAAAACAUCACCUUCUAGACUACCGCAUCACCACCAUCAAACAUUUCUGGGGAACUACAUAUUCUCCACACAACCACAUACUAGUCCAUUAAUUCAUACCCUUCAUUCCGAGUGGAUAGAUUCUCCUUUGAACCUGCCAACCAAACAAAUGCUGCUGCUGUAUACAAAGGUCUAUGAGACUCCUCUGAAGUCCAAGGCUUUGAAUUUCAUCACUCCUGUAAGCGAUGCCAAGGAUGCAUCCAAGAGAGAACUCAGCGUGGGCCCAUUUGGUCGUCCCAACACCCCUCCUGUCACUUCGGAGACCAUCAACAAUAACAACAUAACAACCGUUAAGAAGCAAGUUAAAAGUAUGGAUAUCUUUUGGGACAUGCUUAACGAUGUGACCGGGAAGGAUAAAUUGGCCAAGUUUGGCCAAUAUGCUCUCCGGUUAUUGAUCCAUUGGGCCAAUCGUUCUGAAACAUAUCUUUCCGAUUCACAAAUUAAUAUUAAACUGAUCAAUUUGAGAUACAAUAAUCGAGAGAAGAAACUUAAUUUAUUUAUGAAUUUUUUGAAACAUCCACAAAACUUCGUUAGAGUGAUUAUUGUAUUGGUUUGUUCCAUAUUUUCUACAAAAUUCGCUGGAAUGGUGAAAGGUCUUUCCAUGUAUAGACAAUUUCUUAGAUUUGGUAAGACCCCAUUCAGAGUUCGUAAACUUUUGGGAAAAUUCAAUUCAAGUCUUGGAGUGACAAAGGAUGGUAUUGAUUAUCUUGACCUUGAUAAUUUCAAUAAGCAAUUUCUUAAUAAAUCCACCUUGGGUGAUGUAUUAGGGUUAUACUACGGUAUGAAUGAUGAAUCACUUCUUCUUUACAAGUUAAAUUUCUUGACCAACAAAAGAUUGCAUCGCAUAGUCAGUAGACAUGAAUCUUUAGCAUGGUACUAUGACACAAUCUUUGGAUUAUACAAUGCCUAUGGUACAUUACAAGAUCUUUCUCUGAAGGAAUUUGAACUUAAAAUACAAAUUCAAGUGAAAUCUAGAGCUAGAGUACUUUCUAAACAACUACUUGGAGGAGUAGCUACACAUAAUAAUGAAAAUCCAAACAUUCAAGUGAAUGAUGAUAAGGACUUGAUGAAAUUGAAAGAGAUUCAAUUUAAGAAACACAAUGCAUACUUGGAUAUCUAUAAAGGGUUAUCUGACUUUAUUUUCAAUAGUUACACUGUUUUCAAUGCAAGAUUGCCAUUUGAUACGCUUCAAAUAUGGAUGGGAAUUAGUGCUUCUACCUUGAGUAUAGUGAAGAUUUACCGUGAAACGAAAAAGAGACUUGAGGCAAAGAACUAG
Molecule: messenger RNA, 1362 nt
Organism: [Candida] anglica
Lineage: Eukaryota; Fungi; Ascomycota; Pichiomycetes; Serinales; Debaryomycetaceae
Source: the annotation of a GenBank genome assembly